Messenger RNA from Meloidogyne enterolobii, 601 nucleotides. Lineage: Eukaryota; Metazoa; Nematoda; Chromadorea; Rhabditida; Meloidogynidae. The record is from the annotation of a GenBank genome assembly.
UGAAAACAAAUAGAAAAUAUGAGAUUCAGCAGCAGCUUCCUGCCGUACCGAUGUACAUAUGUCAAAAUAUGGGGAUUGAAGUUGAUUUUCGAUUUGGCAAAUGUAUUUUUUAUUAAUUUCUUGUUGUGCUUUGUUCUAUCACAAAAAAUUUUUUGUUUUAUUAAUAUUUUUUUCUUUUAACUAAAGAGUAUUCGGCGGCUCAAUAAUGUGCAGCUGCACAAUUUUUAUUAUUGCGGUUUUUUAUUUCUAGUAUUAAGCUGGUUUUCUUAAAAACGAGUAAGUCGUUAAAUAACCUAAAUGAUUUUUUCUAAAAUUUUUUGAUUCUGUUAUCUCAAGCUUAAAUGAUGAGGUAAAAGGUUAAAUUCCUGACCUGUGGCUGAGUUUUUGUUUUAUUAUAAAUUUUACUUUAUUUAUAUGGGCUGAACGGAAAAUUUCCAAAUUGGAAAUUUUAAAUAAGGCAGUUUUAUUUUCAGUUGAAAAAAUUUUUACUAUUAAAAAAUUGUUUUUAAUUUAUAAAAUUUUAGAAAAUAUUCUCGAUUUCUUAAUAAUUAAUAGAGAAAAUGUUAAUUUAAAAAUAAAAUUUCCUUUUCUUAAAUUUAGA